Aedes aegypti (yellow fever mosquito) is the source of this 850-nucleotide messenger RNA. Its product is annotated as CD63 antigen. Gene Ontology annotation, cellular component: membrane. The record is from RefSeq and is a predicted model, not a curated record. The transcript has a single exon. The coding region runs from base 136 to 816 and encodes 226 amino acids. Lineage: Eukaryota; Metazoa; Arthropoda; Insecta; Diptera; Culicidae.
CUCUAUGGGGAAAUUGUAGGGUUUGGCAUAGCCGCGAAUGAUGGGAAUUUUCGGUGGGAUCGUUUCGCACACUGCAGUAGGCGUUGGUUGCUCCGUGUCUCAACCACCACCACCAAUUUGUCAAAGUAGGUGACUAUGCCGAAUUUGUCGACCGUCAAAACCUCGUUGAUCGUGCUGAACAUGAUCUGCCUCCUGUGCGGUUUGUGGUUAACGAUCGUCGGUCUGGUCAUGAUGUACAAGUACUCCGACUUGAUCCACCUCACCGGACGGGAUACAGUGCUGGCCAGUGCGACGAAGCUGACAGUGGUGCUGGGAUGGGCCAUUGCAGCUACAGGGUUCUACGGUAUCCACGGAGUUAUCCGGCGAUCGUACCCGUUGAUGGUGUUGUACGUCUUUCUGUUGGGGGUGUUGAUCACCUUCCAGUUGUCGAUGGCAGCCCUUCUAAUCUACCGAAGCAACAGAACUCCUUAUCUGGAAGUGCAACGAUUCGAAAUGGAAUUUGAUCACGUAUUGAGAACUGGGAUAUCUAGCGAAAGGAUCUACCAGUUUCAAGCCGAUCACGGUUGCUGUGGAAAACGAUCGUUUCGGGAUUGGCUAAACGAUGACGGCAGCAUUCCAACGUCUUGCUGUAUCGAAGGAUCAAAUGACCAUAGCUGUAGAUCAUUUGCGGAAGGUUGCGUUCAAAUUCUGGAAAGGUACGUCAGCCACAUAACGAAAGGCCUUGGAAUAGGCCUCCUGAUACUGGCUGCGAUCGAUUUCGCAGCCCUGCUGUUCGCCAGCUGCUUCGUCCAUGGGAUAAAGAAUCAGUUGAAUUAAUUAUUGCGGAAAUAUAUCCUUCUUAUGAAAUUGA